GGUCCGACCGGAAACCCAAUUUUUUCCGGGGACUUUCAAGCCAGCGUGUGAAUUUAUAAAGAGUUCAACAUUAUGAUCUAAACAAUCUGAUAAACGUUGUUCGUGUUAUGAGCUUCAUUUUGAACACAAAAGAGAGUAACCGCUCGAUAAUUUCGGAGAAUGGAGAAGGAGAGGCGACACAGACGGCCGGACUCCCCCCCUCCAGUGCGGGAAACAAAGAUGAAGAUUAAGCAGGAGAAAGUGAGCCCCACCAGGCCGCGCAGGUCCCGCCGCUCGAGUUCGGGGUCUAACCGGAGCAGCCCCAGCCCUCCGCCCCAGAGGAGACGAGCAGACAGGUCGCCGGCGAGAAGAAGGGACAGAUCGCCAGGAAGACGGGACAGCAGGUCGCCCAGAAACAGGAGAAGCCGAAGCCCGCACCGGGGCAGCGACGUCAAAAUAAAGCGGGAGCGGGAUGAUCACCGUGGCGAUGAGGAGCGCCGGCGGCGUGACUGGUCGCAUGAGCAUGAGAGGUCACGGGAGCGCGAUCGUGAGAGGGAGCGUCACCGCGAGCGAGGCGGCGCGGGGGGGAGAGAGCGCAGCGGGGACCGGCAGCGGGACAGGGACACACAGACCCUCCAGCAGCAGCAGGCGGAGCGCGAGCGGCAGGACGAGCGCCGCCGGGAGAACCGCCGCCGCCAGGAGGCCGACGCCCAGACCGCCGACGCCCCUGCCUUCGGCGAGGACCCCGAGCCCCAAAACGGCACCCCGCCCGCCGAGAAGGAGAAGCCCAACUUCGAGCUGUCGGGGGCGCUGGUGGAAGAUACCAACACUUUCCGGGGGGUGGUGAUCAAGUACAACGAGCCCCCUGAGGCACGCAUCCCCAAGCGGAGGUGGCGGCUCUACCCCUUUAAGAACGACGAGCCCCUGCCCGUCAUGUACAUCCACCGCCAGAGUGCCUACCUGCUGGGCCGCCAGCGGAGGAUCGCGGACAUCCCCAUCGACCACCCCUCCUGCUCCAAACAGCACGCCGUGUUCCAGUACAGGCUGGUGGAGUUCACGCGUGCGGACGGCACCACCGGCCGCCGGGUGAAGCCCUACAUCAUCGACCUGGGCUCCGGCAACGGCACCUACCUGAACAACCAGCGCAUCGAGCCGCAGCGCUACUACGAGCUGAAGGAGAAGGACGUGCUCAAGUUCGGCUUCAGCAGCCGUGAGUACGUGCUGCUGCACGAGUUCUCCGACACCACCGAGGUGGACGCCAAGCAGGAGGAGGACGACGAGGGCCUGGACGAAUGAGCGGCCCCCUGCGCGAUGCAGGGAGUCCUGGGAAACGGAGUCUCUAACUCACAAAGGACCGGCUCUCCCGGAGCCACACAAACUCACACUGAGAUGGGUUAAACAGCGUUCAUGGUUGGCGGAACAAAUGGUGCACACAGGUGGCAGGAAACACCUCUGUUUGUUUAUGGUGUCUGCAAAAAGGACAUCUGACUUUCUAUUCUCAGGUCAUUUGUAUUAGUGCAGUUUUGCGGUCAGUCUCGGUUUGUUAGCAUCCUGUACCAAGCAGUGCAUACCCCAUCAGCCCGAAGCUAAGCGCUCAGAAUCGCUAAUGGUUAUCCCAGCAGAAUAUAUAAAUAUAUAUUUUUUCAACAGAACACUUGAAUACAAAUAAUAUCUCUGAAGUGAUGUCCAAAUCGGUUUGUGUAAAUACACUGGAGAUAUUGAAUAUGAGCCCUGGGUGUUUUUGAUACAUGCUAAAGUAUGAGCAUAGUUCAGGCGCAGAGAUGGAAAAACUCUUGGAUGCUUUUUAACAUGCAUUGCUUUUCUAUCUGUAGACCUGUGAGUUUAAUCUCCACUUGCUUUAUAUGGCAGCGUACACAAACAGAAGCACGCAUACUUCUUUUCGCCAUUGUGCAGUAUGUGUUGAGGUAGUUGUACAAAUAUUUGCAUUACUUAAACUUUCAUGGAAAACAAAUUAUGCUGCCCUGCAAAUUUCUAUGCUUUAUCCUUUACAUUUUUUUCUAUUUCUAGUUUUG
Megalops cyprinoides (Indo-Pacific tarpon) is the source of this 2012-nucleotide messenger RNA. It is a transcript of the gene snip1, whose product is annotated as Smad nuclear interacting protein. Gene Ontology annotation, biological process: miRNA processing. The coding region runs from base 160 to 1275 and encodes 371 amino acids. Gene Ontology annotation, cellular component: nucleus. Gene Ontology annotation, molecular function: mRNA binding; protein binding. The transcript is spliced from 4 exons. Lineage: Eukaryota; Metazoa; Chordata; Actinopteri; Elopiformes; Megalopidae. The record is from RefSeq and is a predicted model, not a curated record.